Helobdella robusta is the source of this 1059-nucleotide messenger RNA. RefSeq lists its product as hypothetical. Lineage: Eukaryota; Metazoa; Annelida; Clitellata; Rhynchobdellida; Glossiphoniidae. The transcript is spliced from 5 exons. The record is from RefSeq and is a predicted model, not a curated record. The coding region runs from base 1 to 1059 and encodes 352 amino acids.
AUGAAGACGUUGGUGUUGUUGAACUGCAUCCUCGUCGUCGUCGCCUUCACAACUCAACAGAAACCACAACACUUACCGAUACAACGACAGCUAGCAUUAGAGCAACAACUUUUUCAAGCCUCCCGACAACAACAACAAGCAGACAGCAGCCAACCACAUCAUCAUCAACAACAACAACAUCUACCAGAAAAGGAACAAAUCACAAAAAAACAAACCACCAAAAUACUUCGGGAGAUAAAACUUAUCCGCGAAAAGAAAUCUCUGCCUAGGCCAAUAUGGCUGAACCAUACAGUCGUUCAUAGGAUUGAUUGCCAACAGUGGCUUGCGAAGAACAACCAGACGUCACUCAUGUACCUCUUUGGCGCUGCCUCUGCCGUUGAAAAUUCAGCCUUACAUCUGAAGAACUAUAUCCUCGACUCGAAGGGGGUCAGAGGUCAUUCAGAAUUGUUGAAGGAGUUCGAGGACUUUCCCGUCAGAGACUUCCUAAAGAAUCGAUCGUUGUUCAAUGAUGAGAAGCAGGGAGCCAUGGAAUGGUUCCGAUUGAACAUGCAGAUGUUGUUUGAUGACAUGAACGAUUAUUUCGCCCAAAGGUUGCUGACCGCCUCUGAGGACAUCAAAGAGAUGAACAUCCAGCAGAAUGAGAAGGAGGAAAAUGCCGUCUUCAUUUUCCUCUUCGACCACUUGCACCAUCAGACUCUCGAAUUGCGCUGCCUUCUAAAUCAUUGGCUGAAAAAACUUUCCAGCCAGACACACACCCACAACCACAACUACCGCUACAACCUCAUUGAGGACAAAUUCCUUAGAAGAACAAGAAACGAGAGAUUUUCCUCGAACGUUUAUUUUCCUAUGAAGUACAAGAAGCUGGUUGAAGAUUUGGCAGUGUUGAGAGAUGUGGCCUUGGAGAUCAACUGGUUUGUCAAUGAGGAGAUCCUGCUCGGAAUGUUCAACAACAGCACUGCAAAAAAGAACAAAAGGGUAGGAAUAAGCUACAGAAAGUUGAACAAACUUUUGAACAAUAAAAGAUCUAAUGACGUUGUUAAUUGGGGAAUGGAUGAAUAA